This is a messenger RNA of Melanotaenia boesemani (Boeseman's rainbowfish), 3286 nucleotides long. RefSeq names its product pyrimidinergic receptor P2Y4 (gene p2ry4). Lineage: Eukaryota; Metazoa; Chordata; Actinopteri; Atheriniformes; Melanotaeniidae. Gene Ontology annotation, biological process: transepithelial chloride transport; G protein-coupled receptor signaling pathway. The transcript has 2 exons. The record is from RefSeq and is a predicted model, not a curated record. Gene Ontology annotation, cellular component: plasma membrane. Bases 377 to 1441 code for a protein of 354 amino acids. Gene Ontology annotation, molecular function: G protein-coupled UTP receptor activity; G protein-coupled purinergic nucleotide receptor activity.
UUCCAGCUUGACUUGAUAUUAGAUAUGGAGGAUUUGCGUAUAAACUUGAGUUUUCAGGCGUUUUGGCUAUACUGAUACUAAGACACUGAUAGGGCGGUAGUUUGUUUUCAGUCAGCAGUCUGACUUCCCAUUUCCCCCCUUAGCCUCACCUCCAUGUCUCCUGCGCUCCGUGUGUUCACUGGUGACUGGUAGCGCUAACAUGGACUCCAACGCGACUUUCUACAACAAAUAACAGCAAGCGCGACUCCAAAGUUAGACGUUUGGACUCCAGAGGCAGCAGACGAGGAGCAACUUUCAGAUGUCGUGUGAAAAGUGUAACUAGGGAGAGAAAACCGAACUUUUUGAUUUCGUCAUCUAUAGGCUUGGAAGUUGCAUCAUGACGGAAAUUGCCAGUAGAAACUCCAGUGCACACAACCAGUCAGAUUUGUUCAUGUCUGUCUUCAACUCUAGUUGUCGCUUUAAUGAGGAGUUCAAAUACAUCCUGCUUCCUGUGUCCUACAGUCUGGUGUUUAUUGUUGGCAUCACACUCAAUGCUACAGCUUUGUGGAUGUUCUCAAAGAUACGUCCAUGGAAACCCAUUACAGUGUACAUGUUCCACCUUGCCCUGUCGGACUUCCUGUACGUCCUCUCCCUGCCCACUCUCAUCUACUAUUACGCCAACCGCAGUCACUGGCCCUUUGGUGUUGCUGCCUGCAAAGCUGUUCGCUUCCUCUUCUAUGCCAACCUCUACUGCAGCAUCCUCUUCCUCACCUGCAUCAGUGUGCAUCGUUAUCUUGGCAUCUGCCAUCCUAUCAAGGCUCUGACCCUGUUGAAGUCUCGUCAUGCCCACCUGGUGUGUGGCAUUGUGUGGGGUGCAGUGACUGUGUGCCUGGUGCCCAACCUCAUCUUUGUCACCACCUCCAGGAGGGACAAUGACACCCUGUGCCAUGACACAACUAGGCAGGAAGCCUUUGAGGAAUACGUGGACUACAGCUCUGUUGUCAUGGUGCUGUUGUUUGGCAUCCCAUUCAUGGUCAUUGUGGUGUGUUACUGCCUGAUGGCGCGGGCCCUGUGCCGGCCCAGAAGGGGAUUAUCUGCCAGCCAGCAGAGCCACUCACGUCAGAAAUCCAUCAAGCUCAUCAUCAUAGUGCUGGUGGUUUUUGCAGUAAGUUUUGUCCCAUUUCACAUCACACGGACCCUCUACUACACAUCUCGUGUGCUGGAUCUGAACUGUGAAUUCCUCAACAUUGUAAACUUUACGUACAAAAUCACCAGGCCGCUGGCAAGCGUCAACAGUUGCAUUGAUCCCAUUCUUUAUUUUCUGGCUGGGGAUCAUUACCGAUCCAAAUUCAUGUCUGCUCUGUCAAGAAGAAGAGGGAUGACAAGUAGCCAAGCACCUGAACAGGCACAAAGUCAGCCGAACAGUAACUGCAGUAUAGGUCUUGUAAAUAAGAACUCGUAACAUAAAGAAAGUGGAGAUGAAGAGAAAUGAUGGGACAUUUCUGCUAUUUCAUGCCUUACACAUGGUUUCUUUUCUCCUUGCUGCCUCAAUAUUCAUUUGGUUUUGAGACAAAGUUCAAGUGUUUUUUUUUUGUUUUCUUAACAAAAGACUGUUCCUUUUUUACAAUGUUCUAGUUUAGUUCCUUUUUCUUGUGUACAGUGACUUAACACAAAGGGAUCAUUACAUGAAACUACGCAUAUGAAUGGAAAGUUUUUAUACACAGAGUUCUUUAUAAGAAAAUGCUUCCUUCACAGAAGAAACAGUAUAUAUCUAUAUAUAUAUAUAUAUAGAUAUAUACUGUCCAGUAAGGUCAUCUUCUCUGAGUCAAAUUUUCAGCCUUGCCCAACACCUAGUCAUUUUAUUGUUAGAUGGAGACCUGGAGAGGUCUACAAGCCACGAUGUCUCACACUGACUGUUAAAUAUAGAGGAGGAUCAGUGAUGAUCAAGUGGUUUCAGCAAGGCUGGGAUCCUUUUGGAAGGAUGCCUUAAUAAAACUACAUACAAGAUUAUCCUAGAAAAGCAUUUACUUCCUUAUGGUAAGACUGUGCUCCCCACCUCAGAGGUUUACAGCAGGACAAUCCUCCAUGCCACAUAGCCAGGGGAAUCAUGGUCUGGAUGGAGGAUCACCACAUCGUGGCCAGCUAAAUCUCCAGAUCUGAACCCUAUUGAAAACCUCUGGAAUGACAUCAAAAGGUCAAAAGAACGUGGAUUUUCUCAACCCAUCAAGCAAAGCUGAGCAGUUUGAUGAAUAAAUAUAUAAAUAAAAAGACAGGGAUGAGGCAAUCCUUCCUGUUUUAUCGGCACUGUUUUUCUGUUACUCAGAAACAGCUGCAACCAGUGCAGCUCCGGAUCUCGGCCCAGCUGUUUUUAUUCUUUAACUGUGACUUUUUCUCUGUAAAGAAAAGAGGGGAGGGUGGCUCUGGACAGUCUCUCUGCCUUUAAAACCACCCACACCUCAACAGAUGGAGAAUGAAUCCCCCUCCACCCCACCUCCCCCUUUUUUUUUUACCUCUGGGAGUGACAUGCAGUUUAGAGGCCUUUAUCUACCAGUCAUCUAGGUUAAACUUGAUUGUUUUGCAAGAGCUGAAACCACUCCUGGAAAGUUUUACUGAAAGAUAUAGAGCUCCCCACCCUUGUUUUUAUGUCAGUAUAUGAAACCUGUGCCACAUGAUAUUCUCCUGAUUUCAAGUAUGAGCACAAUCUUUUAAAAUGUUUUUGUAAUAACGGUUUGAUAUGUCCUAUAAAUGUUACCACGUGAUAUAAAACGAAUACAUGUGACGUGAUGAUGGAGGGAGUCUUUCGUGUGUUGUCCAUGGAAAAUGCAGGUCUGCUUAACCUCUUGACGUCUGAAUUCAUUUACAAUUAUAAAAAACAAAAUAAAUGCAGACAAAUUAGGGAAAAAAAGCAAAACAAAAGGAAAUAGAGUGAAAUAAAAUAAGUUACAAUUAAAUAUUUAACAAAUUAAUAAUAAAUAAUAAAUUAGGGAUAAAAUAAAAAUGAAUACGGGGCAUAUAAACUCAAAUUUGCAACACCAGGCAUCAAGGGGUUAAGAUUUAUUGAGGUUAUAUUGAAGCCAUUUUAAUCCCAGUAAACCAGUAACUCCUGUUUAGUCAAACUGAAACAUUUUCUGACACGAAUGGGCACAUCUCGUAAUAAAUUUAGAAAGUGAAAGUGAAUUUCUCGAAAAUCAAUGACACAUUUUUCACAAGAAGUCUGUUUUCAACUGUAAAGGCAAGUGAAAGUAUUUGUUAAAAAAACAAAAAAAAAAAAACAAACAAAAAAAAAACAAACACCUAAUCUAAUUCA